Messenger RNA from Cephus cinctus (wheat stem sawfly), 2021 nucleotides. Its product is annotated as von Hippel-Lindau tumor suppressor homolog. The record is from RefSeq and is a predicted model, not a curated record. The coding region runs from base 1392 to 1889 and encodes 165 amino acids. Lineage: Eukaryota; Metazoa; Arthropoda; Insecta; Hymenoptera; Cephidae. The transcript is spliced from 5 exons.
UUGGCCUCGGUGACGUAGUUUUUAAGUGUCUGGAGAAUUCUUACUAAAGCUGGAAGGAAGUUAACCAACCGUGUGCUGUCCAGUCUUUAUACAGAGACUCUUCUCUCUCUCUACACUGUACGGCGUUGGGGUCUUUCCGCGACAAGCAGACAACCAAAUACAUUCUAAUGACGACAAUUGAAAGGCGGCCAUUGGACACUUGGUAUACGCGAGGAUCUUCGCUUUCUCAAUGGUGAAGAUUUUAAUAAUCGAAAUUCGCUUAGAACUCACGACUCAUUGCACUUAGCGAGUUCCUUUGCACUAUGGACAGAUGGCUUCGUUCGGAUUUAAUCGACGGAAUGAGAUUUUAAUGAUCAAGAUGCAAGUAUGAGAGAGUUCAUCUUGGCUCAUCAUUCUUCCUGGAUUGGUCAAUGGAUUCGUGAUAGUGGUUUCUGAUUGUUCUCUCUGGCACUUCUGGCGAAUCCUCGUCGAGAGAGUUACGUUCUGUAUUGCUGAUGAAUUCAAGCAAUUCAAAAAGAGACAAUCGCGUGGUCUUCAGCGAGGACCAGCUAGCGUUUGCUUUACUCGCUGCUCUUUUGACCCUUUGAAUGAAACUGGCCGCGGCGAGCGACACCGUGCACCACUGUUCAAAUUGUUUAACGGCGGCAAAGGUCGCGCACCAGUACCGAGUUUUCAGCCGCUCAUUUGCAAAUAAUCCAACUUUGCCACCGGUUAUAAAUGUCUGGCCGCUUCCAUUCAUUUUCAUUCGGGCAACUUUUCCACGGGCAGUCACCGUCGGCUCCAAAGGAGGCACGCCUCUUAAAAGUUAGCAAGCCCAUUUAUAUUACCCUGGGCGAGAGACACUCCAUUCUCUUGAAUAUCCUCGCAGCUCUGUCCCGAGCCAUACUUCCGCUUUUGCAAAAGCGUAAUGGAGAUUCAACGUUUGCACUGUAACAAGGAGAAGCUUGGACGAUAAAACCUUUGACAAUUUAAGGACGUCAUUCUGGUCCCGUACAAACGGACGCUACUCGAUACAUAAACUUUGAUCAGAUUUAAUAUAAAAUUGUCCUCCCAAAUCCCCGAUUCUUUUUCCCACGACUCCGAUCGUCCUUCUAACAGAUCCUGGAUGUGCUUUUGGUUUCAGUGCACGGAAGACGCAUAGCGCGACGAGUUGAAAGGACGAAUCUCUUGGUGAAAGGAAAAAGAGAGAGUGAGAGAGAGAGGGAUGAAAUAAAAAUACAAAGCACGUGAAAAAAGAAUUUCAGACUCUGAGGACGAACGGAGACAUCGUCCUUAGGACUCGAAGCCAAAGAAACAUUGAAGGCAAUCUGUAGGGUAUAAACUGGACGCCAUAGAGAAUCGUCGAAUAUCUUUUAUCGACUCCUGAACCUCCUAUCAAUUCCAGGAGGAAAAUGGAGCCCGUCGACGAGACCUCCUCUCUCCCUGCUCUACGCUCUCUCAACAAUAUACAAAUAUCCUUCAUCCGCUUUAUUAACACUACCAAACGGAACGUCGGCGUCUACUGGAUCGACUAUCAGGGACAGGCCAUUCGUUAUAAAGUACUAUCCUAUAGAGAUCACCUUGACGUAAAUACAUUCGUUACUCAUCCUUGGAUAUUCGUCGACGAGGAAACGAGAGACAGGUUCAAAGUCAACUGUAGCGAAGUCUUCUUCCCGGAAGCCUGGACCACCAAGUACCAGGGUAUGCGACGUCAGGAUCUUCCAUCAAGGAUCGACAGGACAUACGUAUAUAUCACGUUACCACUCUACACUCUACGCGAUCUGUCCAUGCGAGCCAUUAAGAAACAUCUGCGUUACGAUCAUCAUGCUUUUCUACUUGAUAUUCCACGGAGUUUGCAAUACGAGCUGGCCUCGAUGCCUCCACGUAAGAAUGAUCCUUCAGAACUCUAGCAGACAUUUAUCACACUUACAAUCGACAUCCGCUUGUUAUCCUUGGGGACGCAGUCUGAAAAAUCAGACUGGAUUUACACGUGACAAUCUCCCAGGAAUUGUACAUAAUAAAGAAUCAAUUUUAUGUAAUGA